ACGAAGCGGAGAGAGAAAGGGGAUAUUGAUUCGUGUUUACUACAAUGUUUUCCUGAUGAUUUGAGAGAUGUGAAUAAAGGGCCUUUCAAUAAGGCUUUUCGGAUGCAUAGAGAGAGUGAAGAUUACAGUUUGGAAACAAUCGCGAAAUGGGAGGAGGGUUUGAAGCAAGUUGCAGAGAUAUGGGGGCCAAGAUCUAAGGAUUAUAGCAGGAAAGAGGACCUUGUAAGUGCCCUCGUUGCAGAUGUGGUUAGAAGAGUGAAGAGUGUGGACAUGGAAGUUGCUAAAUACCCUGUUGCUAUUGAUCAUAGAGUUAAUGAAUUGCAUGCUAUCAUAAACAACCACGAAUCUCUUGAUGGGGCUUGCAUUGUUGGAAUUGUUGGUAUGACUGGAAUUGGCAAACCAACAAUAGCUAAGAGGUACUUCAAUUUGCAUCGAUCGUCAUUCAGGUCUUCGUGCUUUGUUGGGAAUAUUAAGCAAAUGACUGGUGAGGAGCUGCAAAAUACACAAAAACUGCUUCUAAAAGAACUGGCAUUGUAUAAUGCAGACCAUAUUAGUAGCACUGAUCAAGGAAUCAAACUUCUCAAGAAGCAUCUACAAGGACCAAAGUUCCUCUUGAUUCUCGAUGAUGUUGACGACCAUCUUCAAUUGAAAGCUCUUAUGGUGCAUGAAGUUCUAAGUCAUGAGAGUAUUAUUCUGGGAUUCAUGAACGUGGAGUAUCUCAGUCUGGUGGAAAGAAGGUCAAAUCCCUCUAAGAUGGCAAAACUGAACAUGGUCCCGUCAUCUAUCAUUUGGAAAGAAGACGGGAUGAGUCUUCUCAAAGCUUGGCCUGUGCAGUUCUUCACAAAGAUGAGUAAAUUGAAAUUGCUUUUCUUAGAAGAUACUUGUAUUGAAGGGGAAUUCAACAUAUUAUCAAAGGGAAUUAUAUGGCUACGUUGGCAAUUUUGCCCUUAUGUUACCCUUCCAAAGGGACUUCCCCUAUCCAAUUGCGAGUUCUCGAGUUAGAAGGAGGUCUAUUCUCUCAUUUGUGGGAUGACCAGAAGAAUUCAGAGGUCCCUGUCCAGUUAAGGCACCUUCAACUUCAAGGAUAUGAAAAUCUCAUUGCAAUUGCAACAUCAAUAGGAAAGCUAGUGCACUUAAAAACACUGGUUUUGAAAGACUGCAAAGCUGUAGUCACCCUUCCUGAUGAGAUAUGCAAUUUGCAAUCAUUGGUUCAUCUAAACAUGUCAGGGUGCAUCAAUCUUGAAAAUUUACCAUCAUUGUUUGAAAAUUUAAGGUAUCUGAGGAUUCCCAAUUUGUCAGGUUGUGAAAGAUUGGGAAGACUUCCUGAUUCUUUUGUUAAUCUUGCAAGCUUGGUAGACUUAAAUUUGAGCAAUUGUAGGCAACUUAUGACUCUUCCAUUUGGUCAUUUAGCUCAGCUAACAUAUCUGGAUAUCUCUGGGUGUCAACUUCUUGAUCUGCAGCAUCCAAUUUAUUCUCGAAGCUUAAUAUCCCUUAAUUUGUUGUCCUGUAUGAGCUUCAACCUUCUACCGUCCAUUGUUCAGCUACCUUAUUUAUGUGUUCUAAUGCUCUCAAGUAGGGACUUCAUCAAGCUACCUGAUAGGUUUGAGCAGUUAUCAUUUUUGCACCGGCUUGAUAUAAGAGGUCCUGAACUGGUGGAAUUGCCCUUCCUUUGGUGAUCCUUGUAAUUUACUUAUUUUGACCUUGGAUGGUUGCCCCAAUCUCAAGAACUUUGUUCCG
This is a messenger RNA of Amborella trichopoda, 1737 nucleotides long. RefSeq names its product disease resistance-like protein DSC1. NCBI's taxonomy places the organism in Eukaryota, Viridiplantae, Streptophyta, Magnoliopsida, Amborellales, Amborellaceae. The record is from RefSeq and is a predicted model, not a curated record. Gene Ontology annotation, molecular function: ADP binding. Gene Ontology annotation, biological process: defense response.